AUGGGCUCACAAACCAACGAAACGAAGGAGUCGUUGUACUUCGCUCCCAUCCCCAGCCCCGCGGCGAAGAAUGCCCCGUACUUCACCCCGGAGCAAGACCCCGUCUCCGGCACGGCCAUCAGCACAACAACCGGCGCCCCUGUCCCCAAACUCUUCACCCCGCUCACCGUCAGGGGCCUCACCUUCCAGAACCGCAUCUUCCUUGCGCCACUGUGCCAGUACUCGGCCAAGGAUGGCUACGCCACGGACUGGCACCUGACCCAUCUCGGUGGCAUCAUCCAGCGCGGGCCCGGCCUCUCGAUCAUGGAGUCUACAGCGGUGCAGAAAGAGGGACGCAUCACGCCCCAGGACAUUGGCUUGUGGGAGGACGGCCAGAUCGAGCCGUUACGCCGUAUUAUUGACUUCGCCCACAGCCAAGGCCAGAAGAUUGGCAUUCAGCUCAGCCACGCUGGUCGCAAGUCCAGCACCGUCGCGCCGUUCCUGCACAUGAACGCCACCUCGAGCGCUGAGGUUGGCGGCUGGCCCGACGAGGUGUACGCCCCUUCGGCGCUGCGCUUCAACGAUGCCUAUCCGCAACCCAAGGCCAUGACUUUAGAGCAGAUUCAAGAGUUCAAGACUGCCUUUGUUGACGCGGCGAAGCGGGCUGUGAAGGCCGGCUUUGAUGUUGUUGAGAUCCACGCUGCCCACGGAUAUCUGGUCCACCAGUUCCUCAGUCCUAUCAGCAACCAGCGCACAGAUCAGUACGGCGGAAGCUGGGAGAACCGCACGCGGUUGGUGCUGGAAAUCACCGACCUGGUGCGUGCAGCGAUCCCGACGGAGAUGCCCCUAUUCGUGCGCAUCAGCGCGACGGACUGGUUCGACGACAUGAAGGAGGAGUUCCCCGAGAGCUGGACCGUUGCGGACUCUUGCAGGUUGGCACCGAUACUCGCUGACAAGGGCGUUGAUUUCCUCGACGUCAGCUCGGGAGGCAUCCACCCUCUGCAGUCGACGAGUAUCAAGGGCGGCCCUGGUUACCAAGCAGGCUUCGCCAAGGAGAUUAAGAAGGCGGUUGGCGACAAGUUGAUUGUGUCGGCUGUUGGUGGUAUUAGCACCGGAACCAUGGCAGAAGGCUUCCUCCAGGCGGGCUUGGAUGUCAUUAUGUGUGGUCGGUGGUUCCAAAAGAACCCGGGUCUGGUUUACACCUAUGCUGAUGAGCUCGGCGUCAACGUCAAGAUGGCGAACCAAAUUGGAUGGGGCUUCAGCGGACGAAAGGGAAAGAAAUGA
Messenger RNA from Colletotrichum spaethianum, 1263 nucleotides. Its product is annotated as NADPH dehydrogenase afvA. Bases 1 to 1263 code for a protein of 420 amino acids. Gene Ontology annotation, molecular function: NADPH dehydrogenase activity; FMN binding; NADP binding. Lineage: Eukaryota; Fungi; Ascomycota; Sordariomycetes; Glomerellales; Glomerellaceae. Gene Ontology annotation, cellular component: intracellular anatomical structure. The transcript has a single exon. The record is from RefSeq and is a predicted model, not a curated record.